This is a messenger RNA of Trifolium pratense (red clover), 876 nucleotides long. Its product is annotated as probable LRR receptor-like serine/threonine-protein kinase At3g47570. The record is from RefSeq and is a predicted model, not a curated record. Gene Ontology annotation, molecular function: ATP binding; protein kinase activity. Gene Ontology annotation, biological process: protein phosphorylation. The coding region runs from base 1 to 876 and encodes 291 amino acids. Lineage: Eukaryota; Viridiplantae; Streptophyta; Magnoliopsida; Fabales; Fabaceae. The transcript has 3 exons.
AUGAGGAACAGUAACAAAAAAUCAUUUAUUGAUUCACCAACAAUUGAUCAACUAGCUAAGGUUUCAUACCACGACUUACACCGAGAAACUGAUGGGUUCUCGGAUAGAAACUUGAUUGGAGCAGGAAGUUUUGGUUCUGUGUAUAGAGGAAAUCUUCCGUCAAAAGAUAGUCUUGUUGCCGUAAAGGUCUUGAACCUCCAAAAAAAGGGAGCUCACAAAAGUUUCAUUGUUGAAUAUUACAAAGAUCAAGAAUUUAAAGUUUUAGUAUUUGAUUACAUGAAAAAUGGAAGCUUAGACCAAUGGUUGCAUACUGAGCCUCCAAUAAAAUUGGACCUCAGUCAGAGAUUAAACAUCAUUAUUGAUGUUGCUUCUGCAUUACAUUAUCUUCAUCAAGAAUGUGAGCAAUUGGUCCUUCAUUGUGAUUUAAAGUCAAGCAAUGUCCUUCUUGAUGAUGACUUGGUUGCUCGUGAUUUUGGCAUAGCAAGACUUGUCUCAGUCAUUGGAGAUAUCUCUCAUAAAGAUACUAUUACAAUUGGAAUAAGAGGGACUCUUAGUUAUGCUCCUCCUGUUUUAGAGUAUGGAUUGGGUUAUGAAGUGUCCAGUGAUAUGUAUAGCUUUGGAAUCCCUAUGUUGGAAAUACUUACCGGUAGAAGACCCACUGACGAAGUUUUUGAAGAUGGUCAAAAUCUUCAUAACUUUGUUGCAAUUUCAUUUCCUGGUAAUCUUAUUAAGAUUUUGGACCCACAUCUUGUGUCAAGAAAUGGAGAAUUAGGAACGGAUGAUCAAAAUAGUGAGAAUCUUAUUCCAACUGUAAAGUGCUUAGUUUCACUUUUUAGAAUUACUUAUUUGUGCAUUGGAUGUCACCAGAGAGCUUAG